AGCCACGCACCGGUAGAUCCGAAACUAUUUCCCGCGAGAUGGAUGUUUAGCAAAACUACAAGGAAAAACUACAUUUUGCUAUUUAAGCUAGCUGCUCCUUUUCAGUCAAUACUACAUUACAAAGCUUCUAGCUGUAUUUCCAUAUAUGUACGUCGACGUUAGCUAUGUGUGCUAAAGUGUAACUGUUAGCUGUAAAGUUAUUAAGGCUCAUUAACAUUAACACACACACAUACGCUAGUACCAUGGACAGAGAGUGUGUGUCGCUGCUGCCCAGUGUGUGUGAGGUGCUGGCGGACUCAGGGAGGUCUCUGCCCGAUGACACCAGCCUGGAGAAACUGGUGGACUGGUUCACAGGGCUCACCGAGGCUGGUGUAUCUCUGCCGGAGGCCUGCCCAUGUCUGCUUGAAUUCAUAUCCACUGUGGUUCGCAACACAGCUUCAGACCCCGGUGUCCUCUCCUUCUCUCUCAGGCUCACCGGACUGAUGGCUGCCACUCAGGACGACUUCAAAAUGCUUCAGGAACACUCAAUUCUGAACCAGGUCUUCAACCUUCAGCACUGGCAGGAUGCUGGUCUCUGGGAGGAUCCAUGUUUACGAAUCGGCUGGAUCCAGGGCUUAAGGAGCAUGCUGCAGCACCCUAAGGCUCUCAGUUUUUUUGUACAAUCAGAUUUCAUUGGACCGCUCCUACAACUCCAGACAGACACCAGUCUAUUCGUCGCCUCAGCUGCCAAUCAAAUGCUCGCCCACAUCCUGCUCUUCUUUCAGCCAGUCUCCUCUGCAGGAUGUAACGGCGUAGCUAAGAAAGAAGAAGAAGAAGACAGGAGGACACAUGUCUCCAUCACAGACUCAGAAGACCCAGCCCUCUCCCUGGAAACCAGCGCAGAGUACACCACUGUUGUCACGGUAAUGUCAGAGUACCUCAAGGAGUCACUGGUUCCCCCAGAAAACACAAAGCUCCAUCGGAGUCUGCAGAUCCUCAAACUGCUGGCCCUGCUCCUGGCUCAGGCAGGGCCUCCUCUGCGGGACGAGCUGCUCCAGACAGUCGCAGACUCUCUGCAGGAACUGGUGACAGCAGGCUGCAGUCAGCUCACUCUGCCUCUGAUGGACGUCAUUCUGGCUGCAUGCAGCAGCUCAGGCACAGACCAACGCGUCGCCCGUCUUCUGUCGUCCAUGUUGAACAUUAACAAACCCGCUGACCUCAUGCACGCUGCAGCUGCUUUUCUUCGCAGAGGUCACCAUGAUGCAGUCCACACAGCCCAGGCAGUAAGAAUACUACUGCUACCCCUGGACAUUAUAACUGGUCAGACUCUACUGGGCACAAACACCACUGCAGACGAGCAUCAGUUAAUGGCGGAGCAGAUGAAGAGUAAAACCUCCUGUAUCUCUGUGACAUGUGUCUGCCUGACAAACACACCACGGAUCACACUCCUGCCUUCCAGCGUCCUCCCCUGUCCUCCACAGCUAAUUGUCACUGCAGUUUUAUCAUUGUUAAGAAUCUGCAGUGGCGUCUCUUUCUCCUCAUCCUCUGGUUUCAGUGAGGUUUGCAGGAAUGUAAUCGGCAGUGGCAAAGUUCAGAAGUGUGCCCUAGAGGCUCUGACGGCUCUCAGCAGCAGCCCAGGAGCGAAGGAGAAAGUCAGUGAGGUGUUCACAGCUCUGAUACAGUAUCUGGACAAUCCUGACUCUGACCCCACUGUACUUCACAAGUCCUACCAGGUCUUAGUAAAGUGGAUGAGUGUGUGCACAGACCUCUCCUUUAUUACAGACCAGCUCAGACAAGAUUUUGUUGAGGUAGUGAGGAAGCGUGUGUGUGACAUGCGUUGGGAGGUGAGAGACUCAACGGUGGAGUUUCUGGGUCACCUGGCAGGUGUGCCGGUUCCCCCGAAAUCAGCCAAGGAGGAGGAGGAGGUGUGUGACGUGUCUGACGCUCUGCUGGGCAGCUGCUGUACCACUCCUCUACUGAGGGAGGCACUCCAGGAUACAGAGAGUUAUGUGAGAGCCAGCGCCAUCUCUGCACUGGCAAAGACACUGAGACACAGCUGGCAGCAGGGGGCAGCACUCACUCAGGAGGAGACUGAAAUCGUGGGUCGGCUGCUUGAGAUCCUCUCCCAGGACACAGAGGGAUUCCCCAGGAGGGCCGUUGUGCAAUACUUCAUCACCUGGUUCUCUGCCCACGCCUCACACUCGGCUCCAUCGUCGCCAUCCUCCGCCUCUCUCCUGAUGCAGUGUGUGCGCUCCAUCCUCUCACAAGGGAGCGCCGAUCUGGACUGGGAGGUCAAAGUUCACACCCUGGAACUGGCCGAGCUGCUGCUGGACAAAGCCUUUUCAGGUCACCGGGGUUACAGGAAUGGCUCAGACGUAAAUCGUGCCCCGCCGCACCCCUAUGGUGUGAUUUCUGAGCAGACUUACACACUUCACUCUCACACUGGUACACACACGGAGGGAGUGGAAUCAGAUUUGGCCAGUGUGGUCGAGCAGGGAGUCGUCUCAGCGUUGUUGAGCGGUCUGGUUGACUGUGAUAGACCUGUUGCUCUGAAGGCCUGCCGACUGUUGAUAAUACUCAGAGACACAGUCUGCCCUCUGUCGCUAGGGGCCCUGGAUGCAACUGCUGCCAUGGCAACAGUGUCCUGUGAGCUGCCUGGCUGGGGCUGGGGGCACGAGAUCAGACGGAUACUGGGGAUGAAGGAAAGCGAUCGGGCCACAGAGGCGGACACCGCAGCACAGAGUUGUUUCAAUGGAGCAGAUGAGGGAGGUGACGGUUUGACUGUGAGUGUGUGUGAGACGUUGAGGUCUCUGGGUUUAGACAAGAGGCUGGACGUCCUGACUCAAAGCAGCGACCACAUCCAUAACUCCCCCCUGUCUCUGCUGCAGGACAUACUGACUGCGAGUGCUGCUCACACACAUCCAGACACACAGCAGGGGCAAGAGGUCAUAGUGGACUGUUACUGACGCACAUGCAUACACAUGCUGCCUUAUGGUGGUUUGAUAUCAGUAAUUAACAACACACUCUUAACUCAGGGUGCCUUUGCCUCCAUGAUUUUGUGAUAUUUUGGGUAAUCUAGCAAAUAAAAGAAUCAUCCUUAUUUUUACUGUUUUAUACCUGUGUACUGUCUCCAUAUCGAUAUAGAUCUCAGGCUCAGCAAUUUCUAUAUGUCAGCAAUUUCACAUAAAAAAUUUGGAUGAACACUAUAUUGACCUUUUAUUGACCAUCAAUUAAUGAGCCAUCUGGUUGUGAAAUUUCUUAACAUUUAAUAUUAUACUUCCAUUAAAUACUGUGCAAGAAGC
Epinephelus lanceolatus (giant grouper) is the source of this 3281-nucleotide messenger RNA. RefSeq names its product BRCA1-associated ATM activator 1 (gene brat1). Gene Ontology annotation, cellular component: nucleus. Gene Ontology annotation, biological process: DNA damage response; cell population proliferation; positive regulation of protein phosphorylation. The record is from RefSeq and is a predicted model, not a curated record. NCBI's taxonomy places the organism in Eukaryota, Metazoa, Chordata, Actinopteri, Perciformes, Serranidae.